This is a messenger RNA of Aspergillus vadensis CBS 113365, 684 nucleotides long. RefSeq lists its product as uncharacterized. NCBI's taxonomy places the organism in Eukaryota, Fungi, Ascomycota, Eurotiomycetes, Eurotiales, Aspergillaceae. The record is from RefSeq and is a predicted model, not a curated record. Bases 1 to 684 code for a protein of 227 amino acids. The transcript has 4 exons.
AUGUAUCGCUUAACUUUGUUUCCACUCUACAUCAAUCAUAUUUUAACCUUUCCGGGGAGGAGGGGGGAAUCUGCGUAUGAUAGGAAAGACUCCGGUCCCGCCAGUCCAACGUUACCAGGGAGAAAGAGCAGCGAGCAGGACAGAAAUUUUAAAAAAGAAAAGGGCCUCGACUCGACUCCACUGGCAAAACUGGUCGGGCAGCUGACCUUUCCAGUGGGUCCGGGUCUGACGGCAAUCCGUGGAAUGUUCGACGCCGGGGGUCGUCCGCCCAGUCUGGCUGCCCUCACGAUUCCUGGGAAAUGCCCUCCGUUUUCUUGCCAUUCGCGGCCAGUAACUCCCUUUGUCGCAAACAGAGUUCAGUCCUUGUUCUUCUACAACUCGCUACCACCACACUUCUUGCUCCCCGAACGAACCACAACCAACCCCAAGAUCUCUCUUCAUAUCACAGUUUUUGUCGGAUGGAUGCAAUACGGUUUAUUGCAAACGCGACCAAGCCAUGUGCAGCUCCAGAAAUCUGGAGACGAACACCCUACCAGUAGGAACGGUAAGGGAUGGACAGGGCCUGUUACUCUGAUUGGCCAUGACUUGCGGGGUUGUGGACUAUCUGGGACUAAUUGGGGAUUAGUGUGGGUUUGGGCAGUUAGGGUUGCAGGGGAAACACUAGGCCGGAUUAAGUGGAUUUGA